CUUUGCCCGUCUGAGAACUUUCUCCGUUUUCCGUCAGAGAAAAGGUUUAGGGCUUAAGAUACUCGGAAUUCUCACCUAAAGCAACGAUUUUUCUCUGCGCCAAAGUUGAAUACUGCGAAGAGGUGAUAAAUCGUUGGACCAUUUUUGCAGCAAAUCUUCGUUAAUAUGUCGACAGUCAUUGGACUCGAGUCUUUUGUCGAUCAAACCAUUUCGGUAAUCACAAAUGAUGGACGCAACAUUGUGGGAGUUCUCAAAGGCUUUGAUCAGGCUACGAAUAUAAUCCUAGAUGAAUCUCAUGAACGUGUCUUUUCCACCAAGGAAGGAGUGCAGCAACUGGUGUUGGGCUUGUACAUCAUCAGAGGCGACAACAUAAGCAUUAUCGGGGAACUGGAUGAAGAGAUCGAUGCAAGUCUGGAUUUCUCGAAAAUAAGAGCUCAUCCGCUGAAGCCUGUUGUCCAUUGAUCGGUAACAAGUUCAUGUAGUUAUGAGAGUAUGCUAUAUUACAUAUGGGAAGGUUGAGUGAACAGAACAGUGUAAACAACUUAGGAGGGAAUUUGUUUCCUUGUUUGAAGUUUCUCUUUUCAUUUCGAUUUUUUUUUCCAAAUAUUUUAGAUAUUCGUGUCCUCUUCUCACUUGCAAUGUCCGAAGAUGUCAUCACAUAUUCUGCAAGUUUGCAUUUGCGUAUC
Messenger RNA from Tarenaya hassleriana, 686 nucleotides. RefSeq names its product sm-like protein LSM8. The transcript is spliced from 6 exons. Gene Ontology annotation, biological process: mRNA splicing, via spliceosome. The record is from RefSeq and is a predicted model, not a curated record. Lineage: Eukaryota; Viridiplantae; Streptophyta; Magnoliopsida; Brassicales; Cleomaceae. Gene Ontology annotation, molecular function: RNA binding. Gene Ontology annotation, cellular component: U6 snRNP; precatalytic spliceosome; U4/U6 x U5 tri-snRNP complex. Bases 166 to 462 code for a protein of 98 amino acids.